CUCUUCUCAAGCAAAUGAAAUUAAUUUCCAUCACUUUUCCCGCUCAACCUUUUCACAAUAAUGGCCAUAACUACUAACUCAAAUCCCUUUAUCUUCUUGAUCUUCUUCUCCUUCCUUCUCUUAUUUCAGAGCUCAUCUGCUUUAGACAUCAAUGUGGAGAGUUUCGGGGCUGAACCGAAUGGCAUGGCGGACUCUACAACGCCGUUUCUGAAGGCAUGGUCACGGGCAUGUGAAUCAGAAGAGGAAACAACAAUUUAUGUGCCGCAAGGGAGCUUUUUGGUGAAACAAGUGACGUUCCAUGGUCCAUGCAAGAAGAAGGUGAAGUUCAGAAUUGAUGGCACUAUUGUUGCUCCUGGAGAUUCCUGGUCAUUGGGAAAUUCUGGGUAUUGGAUAUUGUUCAGAAAGCUUGAUGGUCUUUCUAUCUAUGGAGUAGGCACUAUUGAUGCAAGAGGCUCUUCUUACUGGGCUUGCAGAAAAGCUCGCAACAACUGUCCUCCAGGAGCGAGGUCAAUAUCGUUUAGUUGGUCAAGCAAUGUGGUGGUGAGUGGAAUAAAGUCAGUGAAUAGCCAAACAAUGCACAUGGCCAUUGAUCACUGCAAGAAUGUAAUAAUAGAGAAGGUGAAGAUAAGAGCACCAAGCAGGAGCCCCAACACCGACGGAAUCAACGUUCAGUUUUCGACUGGAGUCACCAUCAGCAACGCCAUCAUCGCCACCGGAGAUGACUGUAUUUCCAUCAGCCAAGGCUCCGCCCAUCUCUGGAUAGACCACAUCACUUGUGGCCCUGGUCAUGGCAUUAGCAUAGGGAGUCUGGGGAACUAUGAGAAGGAGGAAGGGGUAGAGAACGUGACAGUGACGGGUUCGACAUUCACAAAAACAGAUAAUGGGGUGAGAAUAAAGUCAAAAGCGCAACCAAGCAAUGGAUUCACCAGAGAUAUGGUUUUCAGAAACCUGAUCAUGCACAGUGUCUUCAAUCCCAUAAUUAUUGAUCAGAGGUACUGCCCUGGAGCCCCUUGCCAUCAUCAUCAGAACUCAGGAGUGAAGAUAAGCAGAGUAAGGUACGAAGAGAUAAGGGGGACAUCGAGGAGUGAAGUGGCAAUCAACUUGGAUUGCAGCGCAAGUAAUCCAUGCGAAGAAAUCACACUGCGCGACAUAAAGCUGACUUAUGCUCAUGGAACAGCGACCUCGUCUUGUAGAAAUGCUGCUGGAACUUCCCGCGGUUAUGUCAUCCCAAAGAGCUGUCUUUGA
Prosopis cineraria is the source of this 1245-nucleotide messenger RNA. RefSeq names its product polygalacturonase-like. The transcript has 4 exons. NCBI's taxonomy places the organism in Eukaryota, Viridiplantae, Streptophyta, Magnoliopsida, Fabales, Fabaceae. Bases 61 to 1245 code for a protein of 394 amino acids. Gene Ontology annotation, biological process: carbohydrate metabolic process. Gene Ontology annotation, molecular function: polygalacturonase activity. The record is from RefSeq and is a predicted model, not a curated record.